UUUCCUAUCUAUUCGUUCAGCCCUAUCUAUUCGUGAACAAUCUUCACGCGAAAUUUGCCGCAAUCCGAACGGUCGCGCGUGCCCGGUUUCUAUACAAGUUUUGACAGGAGAUAUUUUGCUCCCCAGAUAUGUGAAAAAUGCGAACUAAAAACCCCACUCCAUCCAGAUAUCAUGGCAAGUAUAGAAACUAUACAAAAGAUAACAUUCUAAAGGCUUACUAUGAAGUAAAGAAUCAUAGAUCGUCUCUGCGCAAGGCGGCGAGGGAAUAUGGUGUCCCCUACCAGACAUUGAGGGACAGAGUCUCUGGCAAGGUUGAUCCUGAAGAUUUUGCGAGGGAAACCGUACUUGAGACAGAAGAGGAACUGGGGCUGGUAGAACAUGCGGAACAAUGUGCAAGAUUGGGAUACGGGUAUUCAAAUAUGGAAAUGAAAAAACUUGCCGGCGAACUGGCGUUCAAGCUUGGAAGAAGGAAAAGAGACAAACCCCUAAGUAACUGUUGGCUUUAUGGUUUCUUGGGACGUUGGAGAGAAAGGCUUUCAACACUAAAGCCAUCUGCUCUGGAUUCCAACAGAGCGAAAAAUACAACCCCAGAGGCCGUUCAGACAUACUUUCACAAUCUUAAGAAUACCAUUGACACCCUACAUCUUGAAAACAGGCCAGACCUGAUAUUUAAUAUGGACGAGACUGGCAUAAGUCCAGAGCACAGACCGCCAAAUAUUAUUGCCCCUUCCAAUGAAAAACCACAUUCAGUAACGUCCCCACGAUCAACAACGACGACCCUCAUAGCAUGUGCCAACGCAGCUGGAAGCAACAUACCUCCCUACUUUGUUUUUAAAGGUAAAAGAUUCAACGAAGACUUAAUGCAAGGUGCAUCUGCUGGGGCCGGUUAUGCUAUGUACGAUUCCGGGUGGUCAACGACAACAGUUUUUCAGGAUUACCUAAAAAUCCAUUUUCUAAAACAUGUAAAACGGGACCACGAGAACCAACCCGUCCUACUUAUACUUGAUGGGCAUACAACUCAUACAUCAUCCGAGUUGAUCCAAUGGGCGCUUACCAACAACAUACACAUAUUUGUAUUGCCGGCGCACACUUCACAUGUUUUACAACCUCUUGAUGUCGCAGUGUUCGGGCCAUUCAAGCGGUUUUAUUACAGCGAAUGUUCCGCGUACAUGAAAACAAACAUGGGUAAAAUCGUAACUAAGUACGAUAUAGCUGCCAUCGCCUGUCAAGCGUAUCUAAAGGCUAUGAGUCCGUGGAACAUUGUGUCUGCCUUUAAGAAAACAGGAAUAUACCCACUUGACAAGACAGCAAUUUCACAGAACCAAUUAUACCCGUGUGAAGCAUUUAGAGACGAGACACCGCUUCAAAAGAUAAAUGCACUUUGUUCAGGAAAAGAGGCAAUCGAUGCUUAUCUACAAAAAAAGGCAGACGCAGAAAAAAAUAAAACAACUGUGCAAACAAAUAAGAAAUGUAACUGCAUGAAUAAGAGAAAAAAACUUUCUAAACCAAACCCUGGUGGUAAAGAAAUCACGAGCGAGCAGUACAUUGAAGAAGUAGACUUGUAUUCCUCCCAAAAGGUUGACGUGACCCCAGCGUUUCCGCAGCUCACAAAAAGUCCACAGCCCUCUACAAGUGGGUUAAAUGUCAUUCACGUAAAUGACAUUCACAUAAAUGACAGCGACAACUCAACUGAUUCAGAAGGGGAAAGCGAGGUCUGCUGCGUAUGUGGACUUUUUUAUCCUCGCAGAGCUGACGAAAAUUCGUUUAUUAAAAUAGUAAACUGGGCACAGUGUGAUGAGUGCGGACAUUGGGUUCACCUUGCUUUCUGUGACAAGAAAAGAGUCUUGAGGAGGGGAGAUGCUUUUCGGUGCAUGCACUGCAUAAUUUAAACUUCGAAAGACAAACUUUAUCUUUUUGUUGUUGUUAAUAUUACAAAGUUUAUUGUUGUUUAGAUGUGUAUCUUAUUUCUACAGUUGUUAUUUGUGUUUAUUUUAUGAUUAAUGACAGGAAAUAUAAUUUCGGACGGCAUAUGUAAUAUAUUCUCGUGGCGAAAGGGCUCAUCUUUUAUGUCUCAGUCAUAGUGCAAUUCACCGAUCUGUGUUUCCCCUUCCGAGGCCUCAAAUUGUGUGCGCGUGACGUCAUCGAAUGAUGUGAACGAAUACAUAGGAAACGUUUGGAUGAUUCUGAUUUGUCGACAGCAACCUUUUCGUAAGUAAAUAAGUUGUGUUACCGAAGUUAUCGACAAGUUUUUGUUGUUUAAACUUAUAGAUAAGAUAUUGCUUGAACUUUGUGUAAUAGUUUCAUUCAUCCAUAUCAACAUGUAAGGCGCAUGCGCGCGUUCAACCUCUUAGGUGGACGAAUAGACAGGAAAACAGGCUAC
Dreissena polymorpha is the source of this 2380-nucleotide messenger RNA. RefSeq lists its product as uncharacterized. Gene Ontology annotation, cellular component: nucleus. Gene Ontology annotation, molecular function: DNA binding. NCBI's taxonomy places the organism in Eukaryota, Metazoa, Mollusca, Bivalvia, Myida, Dreissenidae. The coding region runs from base 138 to 1889 and encodes 583 amino acids. The transcript has 3 exons. The record is from RefSeq and is a predicted model, not a curated record.